Aspergillus ibericus CBS 121593 is the source of this 1053-nucleotide messenger RNA. RefSeq names its product COG1/VPS51 family protein. The record is from RefSeq and is a predicted model, not a curated record. Gene Ontology annotation, cellular component: membrane; EARP complex; GARP complex. Gene Ontology annotation, biological process: endocytic recycling; Golgi vesicle transport; Golgi organization. NCBI's taxonomy places the organism in Eukaryota, Fungi, Ascomycota, Eurotiomycetes, Eurotiales, Aspergillaceae. The transcript has a single exon. The coding region runs from base 76 to 951 and encodes 291 amino acids.
GCUUUCUCCGAUUUCACCUUCUGUCCGUGAUUUUGUCUUCAGACCCGAAUUGUCUACACACCUCGACACCUCACCAUGUCGACCUUCUCCUCCCCCCGACCCUCAAUUGCAUCCUCCCGCGCCCACUCCCCAACCCCAACAUCCUCCCACCGACCCUCCCUCGACACCCUAAACACCAACAUCGGCCCCGGACUCAGCGCCUCCUCCACUCCCUCAACCGCACGAGCAGUCUCCCCCUCUCUCCACCCCCGACGCAACCGCGCCGCCCUCCGAGAUUACUACAACCUGAAGCCCUCCGCCGCCGACCCCACCGGCGGACGACGUUCCCGCAGCGUCCCCCGACACACCGACGCAGGCGACAUUUCCAGCCCGUCAAUCGUAUCAACCGGCACCGAGCUAGAUAGUCCGGACUUCGAUCCCCACCGCUAUGUCAACCAUCUCCUCGCCACGUCGUCGUUGUCGACGGUCCUGAAAGCGGAAAAUACACUCGUUGGGGAUAUUCGUACGCUGGAUAGUGAACGCAAGGCGCUCGUUUACGAUAAUUACUCGAAGUUGAUUGCGGCGGUGGAGACGAUUGGGAAAAUGCGUCGCACGAUGGAUGAUCGCGGUGCGCCGUUGACUAUGACCAAGACGCUGGGGCCCGCGAUUGCGUUUGUGGCGGAGACGGCGGGGAGUUUGAUCCAGGAGGGCGAGGAACAGCAGCGGCGGAUGAAGGAGGCGAAGGCGAAUGAUGGGUCGGAGCGCAGGAGGUCGGAGAAGCAGACGGUGCAGUGGGUGCUGGCUGCUCGUGGGAGGCUGGAGAAGCUGCUUGAGGAGGGGAAGAGGGUGGAGGCGGAGAAGGACUGGGAAGAGGUCCGGAAGCUGUUGGAUAAGUGGGAGGGCGUUAAAGGGGUUGCGGAGCUUAGGGAGGCAUGUGAGAAGGUUAUGGAAAGUGAGGAUGAAGCUUCUUGAGAGCUGAUCUUGAGUUCUUUUCCUCAACUAAACCCGGGAGACUGCCAGAGCCCUUCCAAGGACCCACGUCACGAUAUAUGAGGACUGGCCGUGGAGGUGCUU